Messenger RNA from Paraglomus brasilianum, 1424 nucleotides. Lineage: Eukaryota; Fungi; Glomeromycota; Glomeromycetes; Paraglomerales; Paraglomeraceae. The record is from the annotation of a GenBank genome assembly.
GCAAAGCGCAGAACUACAACAAGGCACCAAUGAGCUCUUGUGCUCGACAGAUUCUCUGCGCCCGAUUAAACUACAUUAAAGUUGCCCGAACUGGGUUCAAUCUACAUAAGCAACCACAUACGUCGAUCUCAAAACGCCCAGCCUUUACAGGCAAAGUCACCAGGCAACUUUCGCCAAAACCCAAGCUCAGCGCAGAAGUUUCGCACAUGUCUGACAGCAUAUUACUGAACUGUCUAGUUCGCGGUGAAGCUCCUCCUGCCGACUGUGUAUUCGCAGUUGAGGUUCGAAAUACCAAACCUGUCGCCAUUCUCAAAGACGCGAUCAAAAGAAAAAAGCGGCCUAUAUUUGACAGUAUCCCUGCCAAUCGACUCUCUCUCUGGAAAGUAUCUCUUCCCAUUGAUAGCGGCAUUGAUGAAGCACUCAAACAGCUUGUACUGGAGCAUAAUACUGAAAAGAACAUACAAAAGCUACUCCCAGUAAAAGAUCUAUCAACCUAUUUCCCGACAGCACCUGUCAAAGAGCACAUCCAUGUUAUCAUUGAAUCGCCACUUGCUUUGCUACCAGCACCUGUGGUGGCUCCUCGAGAGUUUUUGCACAUCCCUGCCAAAAGAGAGCUAGAGUUCAGCCUCAAGCCACCAAAUCGGCAGAAAACCACUGGCUUUCCCGUGAACUCUGUUUCCAAUUUCAAGACAUUGAUGGACCGAGGCUUUUUCUAUGCUGACAAAACAAAAUAUAUCAAAGAUAUCGAGAAAGAUCAAGAUGUCUUGAUGUUCUUGCGACCAAAGCGAUUCGGCAAAUCACUGUUGUUGUCUAUGCUCAAACAUUUUUACGACAUCAAUGAGACUCCGAAUUUCGAUAGGCUGUUUGGCUCGCUCGAUAUCUACAAGCAUGCCUCUGAACUGCAGCACAACAAAUUCCUUACUCUCGAGUGGGAUUUCUCUAAAAUCCAGGGGUCUUCGAGCAUCGAAGAAACAAACCGAAAUCUCACAGAUCACAUCAACAGAUCGAUUAAACGUUUCUGUCAGACGUAUGCAGCUAUAUUGGGAAAGAGCAAUGAAGAUCUUCAAAAAUGGAUUGUUAAUCCAACUAAUUGUACUGAUUCUCUCGAAGCACUUUUUGAUCAAGUUCGACUCACUCCGUAUAAGGUCUACCUCCUGAUUGACGAAUAUGAUGCAAUCACCAAUGAGUUCCUCGACCCUGCUGACAUCCUUUCAUAUCAGCAGCUCCGUGACAAGCAGAGUCUCAUGAAAGCUGUCUUUGGGACCAUCAAGGAUCACUGCAGCAAGGAAAUAUCCCGGGUUUUCAUAACUGGGGUGUCUCCACUUUCGAUGAAUGACGUUACCAGUGGAUUCAACAUUCGAUUUGAUAUUUCCCUGAUACCAAAAUAUGAACACAUGUUGGGACUCUAUGAGAAAGAUAUAUGA